GGAGGGCGGGCGCUCGGCGGGGGCGGCUCCUGCGGGGCGGUGGGGAGGCCGCGACGGCGACAGGGACGGGGACAGGGACAGGGACGGGGCCCGGGUCGAUCCCCCGGGGGCUGUCCGGCUCCUCCCGGCCCGAUACCAUGCUGGAGUCCAUCCGUGUGACCGACUUCUUAGAGGUAAUCUGUUGACAUCUCUCAUGGUAUCCUGUACAAGCUGGAAAUCACUGCUAUCCAGUCUGCAUUAUUAACAUGGGCUGGUGAUCCACUGGCUGCCUUACAACGAUUUCCAGCACAAAUGCGCAUUGAACAGUAUCCUCCUUCGGUUGGGAGAAGCCAGCUGUUGUUGUACAGCAAUUCCAGUAGAUGAAAUCGCAGCAUUGCUUUAAGGAUGAGAGAAAAACUUCACUGGCCUAAGCAAGAGCUUUCUAAGAAAUCAAUCCUGAGUCCAGAACGUAAGCUGAACAUUAAUAAUGAAAACAGCCUCCAGCACCUGUCUCCUGGGGUCCUUAAGGACAUUUUCACAACAGGAACCAGCAGCUACAAUGUCCUUCUUCAGAGCAAAGAAGAGAAGAAACACCACACUCAGAAGCAGUCAUCCACUCACCACAAGAAACACAGAAAAGCCACAAAGUGCUCUACCACCUCGCGAAGCAGUGAGCACCGCAAAAUCAAAGUCCCUCUGCCUUUGCCCAGCGGUGGAUGGUGCUGCACAAACAGGCAGCCCUCCAUCUUCAUCACCAGCCCGGGGUCUAACAGCAUGAAGUUUGCAAACAAUAUUUCGGUUUCAGGGAACAGCAUAGGACUGCCACCUCGGCCCAAAAGCAGAGCCAAGAGGCAUUUCAAUCAGUCAAAGCCAAAGCAAUCCCAGCCACCAAAAAGCUGUGGAAAAGAAGGAGAUGUCUCUGGCCAAAAACUCUGUCUCCUAACUGCAAUCAAGCCUUCCAAUGUGGAGAAAGAGAAAAUGAAAUUCUUCAAGUCAGAUUUCACAUACAAUCCUCAAUUUGAAUAUGCAAACCCUGCUUUGCCAAACGUGUUAGCUAAACAUAGCCAAGCAUCUGACAGAUUUCUUAAGCAGUCCAUUAACAUUAUGGAGCGGACAUUGCAGAAGUAUGGAAGCUAUGAAAAAUUUGAACAAGCCACUGGUGGCAGCUUGCUGACCAAAAGCCGCAUCUGGAAUCACGUCAGGAAAUAUAUGGUGAAAGAAGGCUGUCUUGGUGAGAUUGUGGUCCAUCUCACGGAGGACCUGCUUUCUCGAGCGUCAAUGACAGUGGUGAAUGGCCGCCCCACUCUCACUAUCAAUAUCUCCACUGCGAGAGAGCACUGGCUGGAAGGGAUGCUGAGACAUGAAAUCGGAACUCAUUAUUUUCGAGGGUUUAACAACAACAGUCAGCCUUGGUGCAACUGGAAUGGACGAAGGAAACAUGGGUUGAAACCAAUUAACCCUACAGAAGAAGGGCUAGCGAGCAUUCACAGCGUCCUCUUCCGCAAAGACCCUUUCCUUUGGAGGGCUGCCCUGCUCUACUACACAGUCUAUCAGGCUAGUCAAAUGUCCUUCAGCCAGCUUUUCCAGGACGUGGGGAAAUUUGUCAAGGACCCCAAUACCAGGUGGGAUUACUGUGUACGAGCCAAGAGAGGGUGGACUGACACAUCACAGCCAGGCUGUUUCAAUAAAGAUCAGGUGUACUUAGACGGCAUCCUCCGAAUCCUGAGAUAUAGGGAGUCCAUUGAUUUCCACCUUCUGACAGCCCUCGGAAAGAUUUCAUAUGAGGAUGUGGACCGCCUGAAAGGAUUGGCUGUGAUUGAGAACAUGAGGGUACCACACUUUCUGCAAGAUCAUGCCCGCUAUAUGGAACACUUGGAAAAGAUUAUGGAAGUCAAUGAGCUGACUGAUGAGGAGCUCCAGGAUCUCAUAAAUUAACAGUAUUAUUCAACCAUUCACUCUGUGAAACUGAGGAUGUAGAAGAGGACUUCUCAGAGUUUACAAGAAUGGACUUACAAGGGGUGGGGCAGGAGGGAAGGGUGCCUAGAAUACAUGGAAUUCAGAAAAUGUCCCUUUAUGUUCCUUUUGCAUUGUGGUUAUAUACUGUUGUGUUUUGUUUUGUGUUUUUUUUUUUUUUCAUUUUCUAAGUUUGUGUAUUUUUUUUUUUAAGUUUGGCUUCGGAAUUCCUUUGCAGUGAUCUGUCCAGUUAUCUACUCUAUUUUGUAGGCUAGACAUAGUGCUUGACACUUUCUUUUGUAACAUACUACCUUUUCCCAUCCAGAUUUAGAGGUGGAAGAAAAGAGAAAGGGGAGAUUCCCCUUUUGUCUAUUCAUAUAUGCUCUGUCUUUAGUCAGCUUUCACAGCUCAUGAUGAUUGCACUGUUGUAUAUUAUGCUACAUCACUGCACAACUCUUUCCUAUUUGGUCAUCACUGCAACAACAGCAACAAAAAGUAAAGAAGUAAUCACAGUGCACAGAAGCAGGUCUUUGUGCAAUAGGAUUAAAGCUCUGAUCAAAAGCUAUAAAAAGUUUGAUUUUUUCACUAGGAGAUUUAGCAUUAAAAGAAAAAAAGUAUCACUGCUUUGAUGACUGUAAACAGGUAGCAAAGUUAUCAUCUUUAUCCCACCGGUUUGUAACACUGUUCUACGUCUUUAUCUGUACAGUAUGUGUUUCAAUAAGUUGAAUUCUGGAAAGGGUCAUCCUGCUUUGAGGAUAAGUAUAGCAUGGCUAGUGAGUUCAGUAUGGUAGCAUUUUGGGAAGAGGCUUGGGCAGAACUGGGAUUUUGUGACCUUUGUUAUAAAUAAAUUUGGGAAUACAGGAACAUAAGUCAGCACAGCAGACAACACCCACUUCUUCUGCAGGUCACCUGAGCCUACAGAGGAUCAAGUCACUUUUUGAGCAGCAUCAGGCCUCCAAGCUGCAGAAAGCUUGAGCUUGCAGAGCUCAGUGCAGAAAUGAGACAUGGAUGGGGAGAAAAAAACAACUCACAAGUGCCCUGUUCCUGUGUUCCAAUAGAAGUGCUACACCACUUCAAGCAAACUUACCUCUGUUUUAAUUGCUGGUGCUACAUCCAGACACAUGUACAGAAAGUAUGUUACUGUAAAGCAUGGAUAGUCAAAUGAUAAAUAGCUUAUGUGACGCAGGAAGACUUACUACAUAGACUACAUUUUCUGAAUCCAGAGUAUUAUGGCAUUGUCAAGGCAAACUGAGUUUUGCAUCUGUAAGUACUUUGACAAAGAGUUUAAUUUUAGUAGAUAGUAUUUUACCAGGGUAAAUCUGAACUCUUAGGAAGCUGCUAUGGUACAAGAGGCUGGGCAAGAACAGGGGAGGGCCUUGGAGGAGCCUCUGUUGUUUCUUCCCCUACUUCAUUGUCCCACAGAUAACAGGCCCAGCAUUGGAGGAGGCAGGUAGAUGGAACCACUGUUUCCUCCAUGCCACAUUGCAUGGGUUUGAGCCCUGGCAUCCCUAUCUUCCCCAUUUAUCCUUCAAUAAAAAGGAUGGAAUAACCCUCCCACCUUCCCCAGCCUUAUUUUACACCCAGGACAUUAACAGCCAUGACAGCAAAAUCCUGAGAACGUUUCAUGAUAGGAAAAUAGUGAAAUCCAGGAGGAAAAGUUCUCAGUUGGCUAAGAGGUCUGAAGGUUUUUGAGUAAUGCCAUGAAACCAGAUGCCUUUUAGCUAGUAUUGCAGUGUGCUUGCAGCAGCUGGCUGACUGCUUCAAAAACUAAGAUGCACUCAACAAACAUAAAUUUACUAAAUUUGGUUAUUUUCAAGGCAAGGACCAAGAACUCCUCACAGCAGCCUUAAUUUUGUAUUGUCAGUGUUGUUCACGAUCUGAAAUCCUUUCAGCCUCUGUAUGCUGAAAUAAAAUCCCUUUUUCUCCCCCUCAGACCGUCUAGUUUAGUCACUUGUAGCUUUGCCUGCACAGCCUUGUUUUAGAACUGAACCGAGCAGACAGCCUGAUGGGGUCAUCUUGCAGUCCUGCACCCAUGCUAUCUGGAUUCAGAUUUGGACUCUUUGCCGGAAGUAGAAAGAAAGCCAGAUGUGGCUGAGGUCAAGUCAAAGUUCACAGUCAAAAGCCAUCUUUGGAGUAAAUCACAUAGAGAUCAUUUGAGCUCAUUGCGCUCACUUUGCAGAUACAGGGGUACAUAAGAGGGCCAGGCCUUCACGAAAAAGACAGUUUUGAAUUGGUAUUUUCUUACUAUAGAGAAUUUCUUGCCUUUGUUUACUUCUACACCAAGUGCUUUGUCCCUUACCCCAGUACUUGUGUGUUAUGAACUAUGGAUAUUUACUGUCCCAGGUCCCUGGAACCAGGAGGCCGUGCUAGCCACCCUGCUUUGCCGCAGGAUACCAUGCCCACCGCCCUUCCUCCAGCAGCCACUUCGCUCUUCCACUGCCCUGUAGCCCUAAAUGCUACUGCAGGCCUUUUUGCUUUACUUCAAAACCGGUCUCCUUUUCCCCAAAGUCGUUGAACUACUUCUAUUCUCCCUUAUUCUAGAAAUAGAUUUGCCUAGUGCAAGGUUUGUCUGGAAGUGGUCACUAUAAAGAUAUUACUGUAGCUGUAGACGAAAAACCUGCCAGCUUCUGUUUUCAGUGUCAGAUUUGUCCUUGCUCCUUUGUAAGUAUUUCAAAUUUUGAAGUGUAGCUUUUGUAAGUUUUCCUGAAUUUCCCGCCCUACACACUGUGAAUAGCCUGGUUACUAAAUUAUGGUACUGAAGUUCUGUAAUAAAGUUUUUGGACAGCAGUGCAUGUGAGCUUAUGUCACUACCAAGUUUCGUGAUGUCAGUGAUGUGACAGUGCCUUUUGUAGCUGUCUGGUCCAGUUGCUUUGCUGUAUGGAUGUCUCACUACUUCUGUGUUGUUCCUAUACAGAAAGGUGGCCAACAUUGGGAAAGCCACCGUGCUUCACCAGACCCGUUUUGAGGG
This is a messenger RNA of Cygnus atratus (black swan), 4900 nucleotides long. It is a transcript of the gene MATCAP2, whose product is annotated as microtubule associated tyrosine carboxypeptidase 2. Bases 385 to 1914 code for a protein of 509 amino acids. The record is from RefSeq and is a predicted model, not a curated record. The transcript has 10 exons. NCBI's taxonomy places the organism in Eukaryota, Metazoa, Chordata, Aves, Anseriformes, Anatidae.